AUGGCAGCAGAUACACAGCAAUGGGCAGUUGAGCAGCCACAAUCAAGGUCUGUUUUUGAGAUAUCUAAUGGUUCUCCAUAUAUGUCGGCACAAAUUGAAAAAAUGGAGAAAAAGCUUGAAAGAUUUGAUGCAAAAUUUGACAUGUUAUUACAAAGAAUUCCAGGUUCACAGGUUGCUGUACAGCAACCUUUACCAGCUGCCUGUAGCAUUUGCAAUGUGACAACCCAUGAUUUUUUGAGCUGUUCGCAUAAAGAUGCUUAUCCGGAAUUUGCAGCGGAACAAGUUAAUGCAUUUAAUAAUUUUCAGCGUCCACGAUAUGACCCGUAUUCAAAUGUUUACAACCCGGGUUGGAGAGAUCAUCCUAAUUUUAAGUGGGACAGAGAUCAGCCUGCAAGGCCACAAUUUCAACAACAGGUACAGCAAACUGCUGCGCCUAAGGCUGCUUGGGAGGUUGCAAUUGAAAAAUUAGCAAAUGCCACCAGUCAAGAAUUCCAAAAUCUGCGGCAACAGUGA
Prunus armeniaca (apricot) is the source of this 513-nucleotide messenger RNA. The record is from the annotation of a GenBank genome assembly. NCBI's taxonomy places the organism in Eukaryota, Viridiplantae, Streptophyta, Magnoliopsida, Rosales, Rosaceae.